Molecule: messenger RNA, 864 nt
Organism: Anopheles cruzii
Lineage: Eukaryota; Metazoa; Arthropoda; Insecta; Diptera; Culicidae
Exons: 4
Coding region: 23-850 (275 amino acids)
Source: RefSeq, a predicted model, not a curated record
AAAAAGUAACCAUAGCGAUAUUAUGUCGAAGUUCCUGUCCCUCUUUUCCAAUCGAUUUCCUAUCAUUGGCAUGAUUCACGUCGGUGCACUACCCGGCACGCCUCUUUAUCGUGGGAAUUUUGAACAAAUCCUCCAACAUGCUCGAGCUGAAGGACAAAUAUAUCUCCAAAGCGGAGUGGACGGUGUGCUUAUCGAAAAUAUGCACGAUAUUCCCUACGCACGGCCACAGGACAGUGUGGGACCGGAAGUCACGGCCGCCAUGACAAGAAUCGCAGGCACAGUGCGUGACAUACUACCAAACGUGCCUUGUGGCGUACAAAUUUUGGCCGGCUGUAACCGCGAAGCCCUCGCCGUAGCUAAAGCCUCCGGGUUACAGUUUAUCCGGGCUGAAGGAUUCGUAUUCGGGCAUGUUGCCGACGAGGGAAUGACCGAUGCUUGUGCCGGAACGCUGUUGCGCUACCGAAAACAAAUUGAUGCGGAACACGUGCUCGUUCUGACUGACAUAAAAAAGAAACACAGCUCACACGCUAUUACGAGUGAUGUAUCGAUCGGCGAAACGGCUCAGGCUGCAGAAUUCUUUCUAUCCGACGGACUAAUCGUUACCGGCACUUCAACUGGUGCUAGUGCUGACCUCGCGGAACUGGAAAGUCUCGAAGGGAGGGUAAAGCUUCCACUCAUCAUUGGGUCAGGUCUCACGGUCGAUAACCUGCCCGACUACUGGAGGCUGGCGCAAAGCGCAAUCGUUGGAUCGCAUUUCAAAACCAAUGGUCACUGGAGUGCGGAACUGUGUGCGAAACGUAUCCAAAUAUUCAUGGAUCGUAUCAAUGCCCUGCGACAAACCGGCGGAUAACGAAAGGAAAACUA